Molecule: messenger RNA, 1083 nt
Organism: Triplophysa dalaica
Lineage: Eukaryota; Metazoa; Chordata; Actinopteri; Cypriniformes; Nemacheilidae
Product: olfactory receptor 2AG1
Exons: 1
Coding region: 1-1083 (360 amino acids)
Biological process (GO): G protein-coupled receptor signaling pathway
Cellular component (GO): membrane
Molecular function (GO): G protein-coupled receptor activity
Source: RefSeq, a predicted model, not a curated record
AUGCAUUUUAAACACUUCAUACCUUUCUUCACGCUAUGGACUGCUGUUUCUGCAUGCGCUAAACAGCUGGAUGACAAUACCACCAUUGAGACUCUCGAGCUGUUAGAACAGGGACGUUGCCUCUUCAAAUCCAUCCUACCCUCAAACUCAGCAGUGCAGGUACUGGUUUGUGUUAUUGUGAUAAUGACCAUCCUCUCGCUUCUUGUUAACAGUUGCACACUGCUCAUUCUUGAAAAUUCUAAAGACUUAUCCUGGGAGCCACGCUUUGCUUUGCUAAAAAAUCUUAUUAUGAGCGAUGUUAUGCUCAUUGUUACCCAAGGUCCAACAGUGAUGCACUGUCUGCUGCAGAAAACCACGCUGCCGUACGGGGCUUGGUGUCUCACCCAGUUUUUCAUUAACACGAUGUGUGUUUUCUGCACCGUGUUAACUAUCAGCUGCAUGGCUUUGGAGCGUUACUUGUACGUGUGCCAGGCCAUCUACUACCUGAGUAUUCUGACCACUAAACGCGUAAACCUCAUAGUUGGGCUCACGUGGUUUAUUUCAGUGUGUCUGUCUGCAACAAUAACAGGACUUCUCACUUUAGGACACAAGCCCUCAUUGGUAGGAAAACCAACUACAGGACUCCUUUGUGAACCAGAUACCAUCGAGACCCACUUGGGGUUCCCACGAGCUCCAGCAGUCUUUCGUAAAGUGGUAGGGCUCGUAUUGACUCUAUUUUGCAUCUUUUCAUAUUUUUUCUCCUAUCUGCGGAUGUAUCAAGAUGCACGCAAUGCCAUACAGCCAUUCCAGCAGGUUAACAGAAGGGCGCGCAGGACUGUGGUCUUUUACUGCUCCAUGUUUCUUCUUCAACUGCUCCCCAUCUUUCUUAAAAUAGUGUCAGAUGCUUUGUGGGAACUUGAAGGCACCGUGGCAAUGAUCCGCUCGUUGAAUUUCCCUCCAGGCUGGACGUCUGCAGGGACCCUGCACAUCUUAUUGGUGGUCCUGCUUCAGGUGCCACCUUGUAUAAAUCCACUCAUCUACGGUCUGCGUAACAGGGAGGUAAGGGAGGCUCUGCGUAGACUAUUGUGGUGGAAAUAUUCUUAA